This is a messenger RNA of Chara braunii, 1068 nucleotides long. NCBI's taxonomy places the organism in Eukaryota, Viridiplantae, Streptophyta, Charophyceae, Charales, Characeae. The record is from the annotation of a GenBank genome assembly.
GUUAUGGAGGCAAUCGAGGAAGCCAAGAUGCAUCAGUACACGAGGGCACAAACUGGUAGGCGAGGCGGCAGGGGUAAAUGACUGAAGAGAUGGCGGGAGUGAACGACUGAAGAGAGUACACACGACUCGGAAUGUUCCAAGACUCACGGCACGACCAAACCCCAAAUGCGAAGAACUGUCUAUCUUUCUGACAUCUAAAAGAGAGCACUACUUAUGCACCAAGAGAGAAAUGUGUUGACAAGGUAAAAGACGUGAAAGUACCGCGGACAGAACUGGGCAGUUGCGAACCCACGGCACGCAGGCCACUCACUACACCCCUCCUGCUCUUUUGCUUUAAUCCGCGAAAUUUCCAUGCUGUUUGCGGGCGGGCGGAGCUGCAACUGGUACGUCGGUACCCCAAGAGCUGGAGAUCCCGAGCCACAUGUGGACACUGUAGCGCCUGUAGCGCCAAUCAAGACUUCGUGCUGCGAUAUCGAAACGUUCUCUCUUGAUGCGCUGCUCGGUUCAAUCAGCUGUCAAUUGGCCACAUCGAGGAUACCUUCACCAUUGAGAUCGUAUUAGUCGACGAGUCUAUCAAAUGCCGUGGACACUCAGUCACUCCCUUCAAUCACUCACUCACUCACUCAAUCAAUCAAUCGAUCAAUCAAUCAAUCCAUCAAUUGAUCAAUCGAUCAAUUGACCGGACGACGCACUCAAAUGUUCCAUGACGCCUCGGGUUUUCGGCAGAUGGACAUUUGAUAUUGCGUGUGGGAUAUCGAUGCUGGUGGCGGUGCGUUGUGUCGUUGCGGGCGGUUAUCUUUCAGCAAUAUAUUUCAGGAAUAUAUUGUGCUGAUCGACUUGAUCGGAGGACGACCCGAAAUAGGCCAGAGUCGAGAGUAGCAGCUAAAGAUAAAGGACGUGUGCAGGGCGCGGGGAAGAAGAGCCGGUAGGUAGGUAGGUGGCUGGCGGGAGGAAGCUGGAAGGGGGUAGGUACGUACGUGGCAAGGACGUGACAGGAGAAGGCGCCGGUCGCGCGACCAGAUUCAGGAGAGGUCGAGAGUUAGCUUAAAACAAAGCACGCACGUGCAG